Alosa alosa (allis shad) is the source of this 2998-nucleotide messenger RNA. RefSeq names its product zinc finger protein 629. The transcript has 5 exons. Gene Ontology annotation, cellular component: nucleus. The coding region runs from base 1268 to 2131 and encodes 287 amino acids. NCBI's taxonomy places the organism in Eukaryota, Metazoa, Chordata, Actinopteri, Clupeiformes, Clupeidae. The record is from RefSeq and is a predicted model, not a curated record.
AGACUAAAUGCUGACAAUUCGCCAUAUUCAACCCGAACUAAGUAGUAGCCUAAGCUGACCAUAAACAACAGACACGUCGGAGGGAAAGGUAAGGGAAAGUAGUUGAAGAAGCGCAGGAGGGAAUCGACCAAUCACACUGACGGGCACAUAGGCCUACACGAUGUGCGGACAACAUUCUUCUACUUCUGCUUUGGCAGACCGAUAUUUCAAUUACAGGCAGUCAUAAUCAUAAACUAAAUGUUAACAAUGCAACUUUGCUGUAUGUACACGAAUGAAAACAGACAAUACCAACAUACUCAAGCCACCGUGAUAAAAGAUUAGAUUAGGCCUAGAUUAGAUUCAAAAUUGUUAUUAUGCAGAGUACAAGUACAACGAAAACGAAAUGCAGUUUUGUCUAAUCAGAAGUGCAAAAAAGCAGAGAAGUCCAAUGUGACAUAGCCUUCAAACUAUAAACAGGUGGUGCAUAGACAACACAAGAUAUAAAGUGCAGUAGACUAGUAUACAGUUGGCUAACGAAGGUGGUUUACAGUACAUUAAAUAUAAAUAUGAGCCGUGUAUAAGCAGUAACCUUAUAAGAGCAGAAUAAAUAUGGAUAUGUAGUAGCAGUAGUAAGAAUAAUUUAGAUAUAUCCAGUGUAUUUACAGAAUAUAUUAGAUAGAUAGAUAGAUAGAUAGAUAGAUAGAUAGAUAGAUACUUUAUUGAUCCCCAAGGGGAAAUUCAAGUUCUAUUAUAAGUGUACGGGUGGGGGUGUAAGGGUGUCGUUCAGUGUACGGCACCCUUCCAUCACCAACAAACCUCCACAGAUGGGGAAUGAGGGAGGGCCCAUUGUGUAGGCUAUGCGGAGGGAGGGGAGCAAUGGUGCACAUACUGGCAGGAUGCAAAACAGCUCUUAGCCAAGGAAGAUACAGGUGGCGCCAUGACAAGGUUCUCAGUGCGCUGGCUGACAUCUUGGAGCGGGAGAGGCAGAAAAAGCGCCAGACCAGUACAAGGCUGGCAACAUCCAUUCAUUUCAUCAGAGAAGGGGAGUAACCCCCAGCCCCCAAGAAGACCAUAAAGAGCCUCUUGCAAGCGGCACAAUACUGGGAGAUGAGGGUGGACCUGGGAAGGAAACUAGUCUUCCCCCAGGUUGUGCAAACACCGCUGAGGCCGGACGUGCUCUUAUGGUCUGAGGAGGCAAGGAAGAGGAGGAGGAGGAGGAAGAUCAUCUUGAUUGAACUGACGGUCCCAUGGGAAGACAGUUGGCGUCUCCAGCUGGGCUGGUCCAGCUAUGACCGAGAGAGGCCCUGCAGCAGAGUGGAAAGAUGCGAUUGUGCACUCAUUCUCUCUUGAGGUGGAUGUGGAGGAGGAGGAUGAUGAGGAAGAUGAAGAGCAAGGGCCUUUUCAGAUCAAAGAGGAGAAGUCUGAAGAGGAGCCAUGGAACAAGGCUGAUGGUGGUGCUGCAGUAGAUGGAGAAGACUGCUGGGAGGAGGAGGUAGACACGACAAACACACCUGGAGAAGAGGUCUUGGGUCAGCGUGCCCCUGCUGACCCGAAGCUCUACGGCACUUGGGAGGACUGCAGUGCUGACAGGGACACGGGCCUGACCGCAGACCACCCGCAGGAGGCCCCUCCUUCCUCGCUGCCCAUGCCCCACCUCCUUCAGCAGCCACACCCCCUGUCCCACCCCCCGCUGGCACACGUGCUCCAGCGAGACCAGCGCUGCCUCCUCUCCUCCCACCAUCAGGACCCUCCCCCUCCCAUCCCACCCCUCCCGCAUCGCCACUGUGAUGUCACCAGCGGUUACGGCCCAGCCGAGCACCCAUCUGCGUCCAUUGGCAUCGGUGCCGGUGGGGAACCUGUGGAGGGUCGUGACGGGGGCAAGAGGUCACGCUGCGGCCAGUGUGGCAAGACGUUCACCACGCACUUCUACCUGAAGAUUCACCAACGGAUCCACACAGGGGAGCGGCCCUUCACCUGUACGGCCUGCGGCAAGCGCUUCUACUGCACGUCGCACCUCAUCUCCCACCAGCGCUGCCACACUGGUGAGAAGCCCUACUGCUGCCUGGAAUGCGGCAAGGCCUACUCCCACCUGAACUCCCUCAAGUUGCACCAGCGCAGCCACGCCGAGGAGGGUGGCCUGGGCUACGCCUGAGGGCAAAUACCUGGCCUGGCAUCUGGCAUGGCAUGGCACGGCUCCAACUCCCCUGAUGAGGGUGGCCUGUAGAGAGAGAGGGUGGGGGCCUGUUUGGUAAGAGACAUGUGGGGGGUAUCUUGGUAUGUGAUAUACCACUGGUUCAUUCUGAGGCCAUGCCCUAUGCUGUGCCCUUUUUCUUGGGUGAAUGGUGUGGGUAGUGGGGGAGAGUCACGAAGGACAUGGGCUUAGGGUAGGGUUGUGGGUGUUUGGGGCUGUUUUUAUGUGUAACCAGCAGCCCCUAUACUGGUUACUGGUCGUCCGACACCAGCUGCCCCCAAAAUCCCCAACCCCCACGCCACAGUAAGAUGACCUCAAACUGAUGCACAAGACUGAAUGCGUCGAGUCAAAAUGGGGGUAAACAGCUGGGGCUCAGAGCACUUUCAUUUGUGUGUGUGUGUGUGUGUGUGUGUGAGAGAGAGAGAGAGAGAGAGAGAGAGACUGACUAUGUGUAAACUGCAUGUUUGUAUAUGUGUGUGCAUGCUGUUAAUGUCUGUCAGACCAAGAGAGCACAACCACAGCAGUCCACUGCUAAAACAAGACAAGAAAGACACUUUGAAGCCUCCAACAUAUCUGAUGUACAGACCCUAACGGCUCAGAUUAGAUAGAGAUGACUGUCACUGUGGGACGACCCUGGACCAACAAGCCUUGAACACAAAAUUGAAUUUCUGUGGGUGUUGCAAGCUAAAGUGUCACAAGUGUUGACAUCCCCUGAAUGCCUGAGGUGUUACCAGAUGCUUUGUGCAUAAAUAUAAAGAAAAAGCUGUGCUUGCUGUCACAUUCAUUUAAUUGCACAAAAUGUUGAAUCAAAUAAAAGGGUUUUGUGUU